Messenger RNA from Dibothriocephalus latus, 618 nucleotides. The record is from the annotation of a GenBank genome assembly. NCBI's taxonomy places the organism in Eukaryota, Metazoa, Platyhelminthes, Cestoda, Diphyllobothriidea, Diphyllobothriidae.
AUGAACAUCAAGAAGGCCUUAAAGUCACUUUUAAUAUAUGAAACGCCAAAACUGGUGGAAAUAAAAAAUUGGAAGAUAGGGCUGACCGAACGCUUCUUGCAACUCAUUAUUUUGAUCUAUGUCUUCUGGGUAUUAAUAUACGAAAAGGGAUACCAAGUGAGCGAUACCGCCGUGAGCCUUGUCACUACAAAAGUUAAAGGAAUAAUGAUUAAAAAUUACCCUUCGGCGGAGAAUGCUCUGCCUCAGGUUGCUGACGCCGCUGAUUUAGUCUAUCCAGCACUGGAAAAUAAUGCAUUUUUUAUAAUGACGAACCACAUAAGCACUUUAAAUCAGACAGCAACAGCAUGUCACGAAGUUGAAGAAGGACAUGGAUCCGCUUGCAACUCUGACAGUGACUGUAUCCGUUUUGCACCAUCCCCGUCAAAAAUCGGUGUGUACACUGGAAAAUGCUUGAAACUACCUUCAGGAUCUGGCGUGUGCGAAAUAUAUGCUUGGUGUCCAUUAGAAAAUGAUACGCAUGUGUUUGCAAACGCACAGCGCACUUUGGAGUUUAUCAGGAAUUAUACCAUUUACAUAAAAAAUGACAUCGAAUUUCCAAGAUUUCAAGUAAAUCGGUAA